Aspergillus mulundensis is the source of this 1395-nucleotide messenger RNA. RefSeq lists its product as uncharacterized. The record is from RefSeq and is a predicted model, not a curated record. Lineage: Eukaryota; Fungi; Ascomycota; Eurotiomycetes; Eurotiales; Aspergillaceae. The transcript has a single exon. Bases 1 to 1395 code for a protein of 464 amino acids.
AUGGACCUAUGCUCCCUCCCGAAUGAUAUACUGAUUUUGAUCGCCGAGUCGCUGGAGGAACGCAAUGACCGUCUCAGCCUCGCCCGUUGCUGCCACCAUUUCCACGAUGUGUUGAUGCCCGUUGCGUUUACCAACAUCGAUGUUCAGUCAAACUGCCCGUUCGUGCUUAGCUGCCUUGUCCAUCUCAUCCUACGCAAUCCACGGUAUGGUGAAAGUGUCCGGUCGCUUAAUCUGGCAUUUUGGCUGUGCGAUCACCCCUUGAAAUGCAGAUUUAAAAGGAAGCUGAUGCUCGGGGCUAUUCGGCGUCUGACACAGAAUGAGGAGGACAUCGAAGCUUGGGAGAACUGCCUGCGCGACAAGCCCGAGACUGGGGGUUGGGGACAAGCCGACGGAUGGAGGGCAAUGUUGUUGACCCUAGUCCCAAACUUGGAAGUUCUCAGCAUACAUGGGGAGUUGGUUUCGGCACUUCGUGGGAAGAUAGUGACAAGGGCGUCCCGUGGAGAAAAACCAUUCAAUACCGUGCCGGUUUUGGGUCACUUGAGAGAGGUCAACCUUAGGGGAUGGCUAGAGCAUGCGCCCGCAUCCUUGGAGGAUGAUAUAAUACCCUUUCUCACUUUUCCGACCAUGCGUGAGCUCUCAUUGACGGAACUAUACGACGACGGCAAAUGCGAAGACAACGAGCUUCCAACUGAAUCUGGGAUCUCUAAGCUGGCGUUUUGGGAAAGUAAUUCGCAGACUGGUUUUCGCAGCAUUGUUCGGGCUUGCAAGGAACUGAAGAACUUUGCCUACGUGCACAGAAUGGAUUCUGAGGGCCAGAAUCCGCUCAACCCUACUGGAAUUUACGAGACUUUACUUCACCACGUCAAUAGUCUCGAGCAUAUCGUGGUCUCUUAUGAUAUCAAACAGGAGGCUUCUGAUCCUAAAGAAGAUGCGUUCCUUGGCUCCCUCAAUCGGUUUACCCGCCUCAAGCAACUGCGUAUACGCGCCACCAAUUUGCUUCCAUGGGACUCAGUGAACAAGUGCUUUGAAGAUUGCCUAAUGGGGGUGCUACCCCCUUCUCUCGAGUUGCUCGACAUAGAUGACUGUCACAGAACCCCGAAUCCCGUGGCCCUUGUUGAACAAUUCGAAGAUUUCUAUCGCAAUUCCGACGCAGGAUCUUACGACAUUAAGUGUUUGACGAUCUGCGGUGCCUUUCUCGAAUGGCAUUCGGGCACCCCUGAUGGUAGGCGAGGUGGUGGACCGCCGAAGGAGUUCUGGAUGCGUCUUGGUGCCCGUCUUACCACGGCAGUUGGGAGCGGGUGUUUCUUAAUCGUAGACGCCAAUGCCUUGAAAGAAUAUGGGAAUGGUUUGGUACCCAAAUGGUGCUAUCGGCCAAAUGCCUUCCGCGGCACUUAG